Panicum virgatum (switchgrass) is the source of this 2102-nucleotide messenger RNA. RefSeq names its product F-box protein At5g03100-like. The transcript has 5 exons. Lineage: Eukaryota; Viridiplantae; Streptophyta; Magnoliopsida; Poales; Poaceae. Bases 358 to 1614 code for a protein of 418 amino acids. Gene Ontology annotation, molecular function: protein binding. The record is from RefSeq and is a predicted model, not a curated record.
UUAUCUUGCUUGACCUGGCCGUACAGGUGGGGCCGGACGGCCGGUGUAUCCGAUGAACGUUACCGUGGGGCCCACUCGUCGGUGCUCGCAAAAUCCCCACGGCUUCCGUUUCCGUUCCCCACCGCCGGCGCCGUCAACGCUAAGGUUGAGAUCGAAUGCCGCCGCCCAUGGCGACCUGAAAUUCCUGCCGCUCUUCCGCUGCCCCGGGCCCUAUCUCCUCAUCUCCACGCCCCGGGCUCUCCGAGCUCUGCUCCUGCUCCUGCGGUCGGCGCCCCCGUCUUCGGUGCCGUUGCUGCGGCCGCCGGUGAAGCCGCCGCCGGUCAGCCAAGCAUCAACGCCCGCCAUCUGUUCGACGGAAUGCCUCCGAGGAGGAAGGGAGGGAAGGGCAGGAGGGCGGCGCGUCCGGGGGCCGGCCGCAUCAGCAUCGACGAGCUCCCAGACGAAGUCCUUCACCACGUGCUGUCGUUCCUGCCGGCGCAGGAGGCCGUGCGGACGUGCGUGUUGGCCCGGCGCUGGCGCCACCUCUGGAGGUCCGCCACGGGCCUUCGUAUCUCGUGCGGCCCUGAGAAUGAGGCGGCAGUGAAUGUGAAGAAGCUCCGGGAUUUUGUGGACCAUCUGUUCCUCCUCCGUGGAGGCUCGCCUCUUGACACGUGCCAGUUCAACUUGCUUGAUAUUAACGAGGAUGAUGAUGACACGCGCAGAAUACACCUCUGGAUCCGGCAUGUUCUGAUGUGUAGAGUUCGGGUGCUCAGCCUCAAUAUGACUUGGUAUAGCGAGUGUUGGACCAAAUGUUUUUCUCUGGAUGGUCUACCUCUCGUCUCCCAACACCUGAAGAGGUUAGAGCUUUCUAGUCUAUAUCUCGACGAUAGCUUCCUUGACUUCUCUAGCUGCCCGGCCUUGGAAGUUAUUGAAAUCAAAGAAUGUGAAAUACCUGACCUCGAUAGGAUAUUGUCGCGAUCCCUGAAGUCUCUAAGUAUCACUGGCUGUUGUGAGUUCAGUGAGUUUCAUCGCUUUCAUGUUUAUGCCCCAAAUCUUGUUUCAUUGUGGCUUGAGGUCUUCAUCGGCAGGGUUCCUAUUCUUGAUAGAAUGCCAUCCCUAGUGGAAGCGGUUGUCAGAAUUGGUAGACCUGAUGACUUCUGUCAUCUUGCUGACUCUGGGAACUGUGAGGAUGAGCACUGUCCUGGUUGUUAUGGGGCAGAUGGUGAUACUGGCUGCGUGCUUCUCCAGGGUUUAUCAGAGGCUCAGAGUUUGGUGCUAAUCUCUGACACUAAAAUGUUUAUUUUCAGAAGGGAUUUGAAAUGUUGUCCAAUAUUUAGUAACUUGAAGACUUUGUUACUCAAUGAAUACUGGUGUGUGCCUGAUGACUUCAGUGCUCUUACAUGUAUCCUUGAACAUUCACCGGUUUUAGAGAAGCUCACUCUUCAACUAUUUUGUGAGGGACCCAAAAGUAAUGUGCAUAUGAAAGGGAGCCCUGAUCCAAAAGAGAGAUCAAAUGCGAUAUCAGAGCAUCUUAAAGUAGUGGAAGUCAAAUGUGAAGUGGUUGAUGAUAGAGUGAUAAAUAUUCUGAAGUUCCUGAAUAAACUUGCCAUAUAUUCGUACAAGUUUCAGUUUUGAGUAACAGAAAGUGAGAGGAUGCAUUUGCAGAGAUUAUUGAAACUGUAUGGGCCGUCUAAACAGAAUCAUUGCUAGCCAUCCAAUCCAAGCUUCAUGUCUCAGGGCCAGGGGUAGGUCUGAACCAAAGACAAAUAUGCUACACUUGAUCGGUACAACAACAAAUGGAAGACCGAAUUCUACCAUGGGAAGCAAAGGCUAACAAGAAUGAUGUUCUAUCAGCCGAUGUGGACCCUUUUCAUCUGUUUCACUCAUAUGAUAGACUUGACAGUGUGUAGUCAGUUGUUUGACUCAUCUAGUAGCUAGGCUAUGCCUGGUUUAACUUGCUAUUUUGGUUUUGCAGCCGUGUAACUUAGGUUCUGGUUUAGCGUCUAUUCAUGAAAGGUUUCCCAGUUUUAGCGUCUAUUCGCUCCUGUUAUUCCUUUGCUGUAUUAUUUUUGUGACCCGCCGAUGUGAUGAUGUAUGCUAAUGUGCUCCUAAGUUUUCAUGUC